GCAGCGCGUGGCGCGGCGGGGCCAUGGGGGGGGUGGAGAAGAAGAAGUACGAGCGCGGAGCCGCCACCAACUACAUCACCCGCAACCGGGCACGGAAGAAGCUGCAGCUGAGCCUGCCCGACUUCAGGCGCCUCUGCAUCCUCAAGGGGAUCUACCCCCACGAGCCCAAGCACAAGAAGAAGGUGAACAAGGGCUCCACAGCCCCCAGGACCUUCUACCUGCUCAAGGACAUCAAAUUCCUGCUCCAUGAGCCCAUCGUCAACAAAUUCCGGGAAUACAAGGUGUUCGUGCGGAAGCUCCGCAAGGCGUACGGGAAGAGCGAGUGGAGCACCGUGGAACGGCUGAAGGACAACAAACCCACCUACAAACUCGACCACAUCGUGAAGGAGAGGUACCCCACAUUCAUCGACGCCCUGCGGGACCUGGACGAUGCCCUGUCCAUGUGCUUCCUGUUCUCCACCUUCCCCCGCACCGGAAAGUGCCAUGUCCAGACCAUCCAGCUGUGCCGGCGCCUGGCCGUGGAAUUCCAGAACUACGUCAUCGCCUCCCGCUCCCUGCGCAAGGUCUUCCUCUCCAUCAAGGGCAUCUACUACCAGGCAGAGGUGCUGGGCCAGCCCAUCACAUGGAUCACCCCCUACGCCUUCGCCCACGACCACCCCACAGAUGUGGAUUACCGGGUCAUGGCCACCUUCACCGAGUUCUACACCACCCUCCUGGGCUUCGUCAACUUCCGCCUCUACCACUCCCUCAACCUGCACUACCCCCCCAAGAUCGACAGCCAGGCUGAUGCUGAGCUGAAGCCCACGGAGGGCAAGGAGUAUGCCAUGGAUUCAGAGAGCUACCUGGAGAGACUGUCGGCUCUGAGCUCCAGCCUGGCCCGAGUAGUGGCCCCGACCCACGAGGACGAGGUGGAGAUGGACGAGUUCCCAGUGGAGGGGGAGACAGCGGAGCAGAUGGAUGCCAAGAAGAAGGAGCAGGAGGCCCUGGAGAAGCACAAGAAGCUGUUUGAGGGGCUGCGCUUCUUCCUCAACAGGGAGGUGCCUCGGGAGCCUCUGGCCUUCGUCAUCCGGAGCUUUGGUGGCCAGGUCUCCUGGGACAAGUCCCUGUGCAUUGGAGCCACCUACGACUCCACCGACCCCUCCAUCACCCACCACAUCGUGGACCGGCCCCGCGUGGAGAACCAGGUGGUUGGCAGGUACUACCUGCAGCCUCAGUGGGUGUUUGACUCGGUCAAUGCCAAGCUGUGCCUGCCCGUGGCCGAUUACUUCCCGGGUGUCCUGCUGCCCCCGCACCUGUCACCCUUCGUGACGGAGCAGGAGGGCGACUACGUCCCUCCGGAGAAGCUGAAGCUGCUGGCCCUGCAGCGGGGAGAGAACCCAGACGAGGAGAGUGAGGAAGAGGAAGAAGAGGAGGAGGAGGAAGAGGAGGAUGACAAUGACAAAGAAGAGGAGGAGGAAGAUGAGUCUGAAAAGGAAGAGGAGAUGAAAUUAAAGAAGAUGGAAGAGCAGAAGACUCAGAGCAACAAGGCGCUUCCUGUGAAGGUGACAGCGGGGAAGGUGAGGUUGGAGGACAAGCAGCGCCUGGAGCAGGAGCAGCAGAGCGAGGAGAAGCGCCUGGCCAUCAUGAUGAUGAAGAAGAGGGAGAAAUACCUCUACAAAAAGAUCAUGUUUGGCAAGAAGCGCAAAAUCCGCGAGGCCAACAAAUUGGCUGCGAAGAGGAAAGCCCACGACACGGCCCUCAGGGAGGAGAAGAAGAAGAGCAAGAAGGCCCAACGAGCAUGAUGGGGCUGGGGGCUCCCAGGGGGAAGCUGGAGGAUGGUUUUCCACUGCUGCUUUUGGGUGGAAAACCCUCAGCUUUGCUCCUGGGACAGAAAUGCUGCAUUGAAACAUUUCCCAUCUGAAAAUACACCUCCUGCUGUGCCUCUCCCAUGGCUCUCUCCAUGGAAUCCACGUCACAAGGACUGUCCUCUCCAUGCUGGAGCCGCCUCUGUGUGAGGAAGAGGUCAAGGAGAGCUCCAGGCUCUGGAAUGUUCGUUAUUUGCACAGUCCUGGGUGCCAGAUCCAGGCUCCCUUGGGCAGAGGAGUGCAGAGCCCAGAGUGCUCCCCAGUAUCCACACAGAAAACCCUAUUCCCUUAUAUUUUUAUUUUUAAAUAAAGGUGAUGCUUUCCUGGU
Myiozetetes cayanensis is the source of this 2172-nucleotide messenger RNA. It is a transcript of the gene PES1, whose product is annotated as pescadillo ribosomal biogenesis factor 1. Lineage: Eukaryota; Metazoa; Chordata; Aves; Passeriformes; Tyrannidae. The coding region runs from base 24 to 1781 and encodes 585 amino acids. The record is from RefSeq and is a predicted model, not a curated record. Gene Ontology annotation, biological process: ribosome biogenesis; maturation of LSU-rRNA from tricistronic rRNA transcript (SSU-rRNA, 5.8S rRNA, LSU-rRNA). Gene Ontology annotation, molecular function: RNA binding. Gene Ontology annotation, cellular component: PeBoW complex; nucleolus. The transcript has 15 exons.